GUCAGUUGUUGUUUUGUCUGUGGUUGAUGUACUUGUUGUUGUAGUAUAAUUUCAUCGUGCUCUGUGAUCUCGAUUUUGUUUUGAAAAUUAUGAGGUUGCUUUACAAUUUUACGUAUAUAUGAGUAUUGGCGUAAAGCCUACUUGCGGCUAUGUAUAGUAGCAAUGAGUGCUGUGUUGCCGAGAUGUAGAGUGAGCCCGGAACAAUUGGAUAUUCUGUUGACCUUUAUGGAAGAGCAUCCCGACUUCGCAGCGGGCAAGCACUCGGUGUACUCCAGGUUCAGCUCGAGCAAGCUGUGGCGGUUGCUGGCGGAGCGGCUCAACGCUGCGGCUGCGGACUCCGGCGGAGCGCGCAAGUCGCCAGACAGGUGGUGCCGUUACUGGGCAGAUAUUAAAUACAAAGCUCGAAAGAAGUCUGCUGCUGGCGGAGCACUUGGAGAAUUGUCUAGUGCAGAGGAGCGGCUGCAACAUAUACUCAAUAGCUCCGGCAACAAAGAUUGUGGUGGCGGUGGACGCGGUGCUAACUCAGACGACGACCGAAAACCGAAUUUAGACGAGGACAUGUGUUCAGAAGGAUCUGCAGCGGGAAUGACGUCUGACGGUCCCCGUAUCGGUACCGAAGAACUCCUAGCGGAAGCUGCCAUGAGAAGUGCUUUAGCAGCAGAGAAACAGGCCGAGGCCAUGGCUCAAGCGGUAGACUUGCUGCGAGACCUGGUGUCCAUCCUGCGCGAGCGCCCGCCCGCGCACAUGGCCCAGCCCGCGCCGCCGCCGCCCUUGCAGCACCAUCAUCAUCGUCUUUGAUGUCUGCUAAUCUGCAUUAAGUAUUUUGAAGACAGAAAACGUUGUAGUUGGUUAUGUAGGCGAGACGUCCUUUUUCAUUAUUGCCUUAUAUACCUAGGACAUAAGUAAAUCAAUUUUGAAGUCCCAAACUGAUAUACAUAAAGUUAAUAUUACUAUUAUAUUAAUAUACC
Messenger RNA from Ostrinia nubilalis (European corn borer), 968 nucleotides. RefSeq lists its product as uncharacterized. The coding region runs from base 163 to 798 and encodes 211 amino acids. The transcript is spliced from 3 exons. The record is from RefSeq and is a predicted model, not a curated record. NCBI's taxonomy places the organism in Eukaryota, Metazoa, Arthropoda, Insecta, Lepidoptera, Crambidae.